GAAUCGCUUUUGGGCAUGCGCACAGAGAUCCGCGUGUCAUCGAUGUUUCGUUGCGGUGACGGUAAAUUUGACCUCUGAUUUAGGGAAAGCGGUGAGCAGCCUCAAGAAGCAGAGACAGGAUUCCGGCUCCAGUAGCACGAGUCUGGAGAGCGAGACAGAGCCUCGGCCCCGGGAAUCCGCAGUCUGAAAUAGGAGACCGCCCUACCCCUGGAGAAACCUCCUCUGAGGAACAGUCGGAAACGCUUCCUGAGGUGGGCCACAGGGGGCUUCCUUCAGAGAGCCGCUUCCGGAGACGAUGACUCAGGACCGGCCUUUGCUUGCGGUGCGGGAGGCCCUGCGGCAGUGCUUCCCCGCGGUGGAGGAGCAGCAGGGCCUGUGGCGGAGCACGCUGAGCGACUGCCAGCCCCUCGUGGCCUCCCUCAGCAACCUGGCCGAGCAGCUGCAGGCGGCCCGGAACGUGCGGUUUGACGACGUGCCGCCACUUCGCGCCUUCCCAGACCUAGAGGAGCAGCUGAGGCGCAAGCAGCUGGCUGCUGGUGACACCGUCCUGGACAAGCUAGGGGAGAGGCUAGCCACCCUCCUCAAGGUGCGUGACACGGUCAGCAGCUACGUGGAGCAAGUGUUUCAGGUCUAUGAGCAGCAUGCAGACGCAGUUGGCAUUGAUGCUGUCCUGCAGCCUUCAGCUGUGAGCCCCUCUCUGGCUGACAUGUUGGAAUGGUUGCAAGAUAUUGAGAGACAUUAUCGAAAUUCGUACAUGAAGAGAAAGUACCUCCUCUCCUCAAUCCACUGGGGAGACUUGGCAAACAUCCAAGCUUUGCCCAAGGCCUGGGACCAAAUUUCAGAAGAUGAACACCAAGACCUUGUGCAAGGUACUGGCUUUUGUUUAUCCUGUGAUCUCCUUCUCUGCAUCCCACAUCUCUGGAAGCAUUAUAGAGAGGCUCUCGCAGCCUCUGUAUCUUUUAUAAAUCCAACAUUCUGUGUCCUCUAGACAGGUGAUAUGCUACAGCCAGAAUUUUUCUCUCUUCCUAUUCCAGAUAUCCUAUUGAAUGUUUCCUUCUUCCUGGAAGAGUAAGGAAGCUGUGUGUUUAUCUGAGACCGGGGGGAGCACAGUUGAAGACUGACCUUGCUGCAUUCUGAUAUUUCUAAAGGAAUGUCAGUAUUGCACUGUGAUGCCCUUGAAUUAUCAGUUCCCAGAACCUAGGGACUGGCCCUUGGGAGGGUUGAUGCUAGGUGUUUCUGACGUUGGGGCUUCUCCAUCCCAGGUUGUGGCUGGACAUACGUGGGCCACUGCUUGCCCUUUCCUGAGGCUCAGGGAAGUGGAGAGAGGCAGAGAGAAAGCAGGAAAGGCAGUGCUGAAGAACGCUGGGUGCAGAAGGAACAGCAGUAGAAGUGGUGGGGAAGGAAAGGACAGGAGGUAAAGAGCAGCACUGUGGAAUUGCUGUCACCCUUGGCGUGAUCCGCAGCACUGAGCCUAGUUGGCACCAGGUCCUGGUUCCAUGUGUUUGUGUCAAUACUUGACUCCUUGAAGAAAGACAGAGUAGCUUCGAUGAUUUAAAGAAAUAGGGUAAUGUUGAAAAAAACAUUAAAAAAAAAUCUGUUUUGGACCAGUUGCAGUCCCUACUUAUCUAUCAUCAGGCAAUUUUAGAUUCCAGAGCGUACCACCAGGGGGAGGCGGUGUAGCAUGAAUUAUUCCGAGUGCUUUGCCUUUGAAGCUUGUUCUCCUCUUGCUGUUGCUCAUCUGAGAGUGCUGGGGUUUAUUACUGAGAAGGAAGGCUUUUCUUUUACCCUGUGGUUUUGAGCUACAAUAACGAUUCCUAAACUGACAGAUUUUUUUGCCCAAAGCUGACAACUGACUUGCCGCAUUCCUCUGAGCUUGGAGUAACUGCUUGGGUGGGAGAACACCAACCCAGAGUCAGAUCAGAGUUACGUAUCUGAGGCCCAGUGCCUUCAUCUGUGAAAUGGUAAUGGUACUUCCAGACCUGUCAGCUUCCUAGGUUUGUUGUAAAAACCUGGAUCAUUGGAUGUAAAAGGGUUUAAUAAAGAGUAUAUAUAUUUUUCAAAAUGAAAAUGACUUUGUUUUUUUCUUAUUACAAAAGGGAUAUGUGCUUUUUAAAAUUUUGUAGAAAAAUUAAAAAUGUAAAAGACCAUGAAACAAACUCAAGUAGAAAUAUUUUGAUAUGUAUAGUAUCUAUUCACAAACUUUUUUUUUUAACAAAUAUGGUAUCAUUGAUACAUACUGUUACUUAAAUUAUCUUUUAAAAAAACUUUUAAUUGAAACAUUAUAGAAAAGUGAAAAUGCACAUUGCGUACCUGCCAACCCAUCUACUUUCGUUGAGUCGAUUUUGACUCAUAGCGACCCUGGAGGACAGAGUAGAACGGCCCCAGAGGGCUUCCAAGGCUGUAAUCUUUAUGGAAGUAGACUGCCACAUCUUUCUCCCACAGAGUGGCUGGUGGGUUUGAACCGCUCACCUUUGAGUUAGCCAGGCACUUUAACCACUGCAUCACCAGGGCUCACUGCCCACUUUCCAGAUACCCAUUAUAACAAUGUGGUGUAUAUUCUCCCAGGUAUUUUAUUUAUUCUAUCAUCUACAUAAUUAUGAAUAAAACCUCAAAGGACAUUUGAGUAUUGGGCCUUAUGAUGGGCUUUGGAAAGAGAUGAGAGACCUAGAAAGGUUUACAGGUCAAGUAGAGAAAGAUUUAAGCCAGUAUUUCUCAAACUUUAAUGUACAUAUAAAUCACUGGUAUCUUGUUAAAAUUUAGAUCCUGAUUCUGUAAGUCUGGGUGGGGCCUGAAAGUCUGCAUUUCUAACAAGGUGCCAGGUAAUGCUGAUGCUGAUAGUCCAAGGAUCAGACUUUGAGCUGCAGAGAUUUAAACUGUAAUACAACAUUGAGAAUAUUGUUGUUGAAAUAAAACAGUGACUUCUGAGUUAAGACUGAGGGGAGUUUUACUUGGGGCUAGGAGGAAGGUGGCCUGGUGGCGCAGUGGUUAAGAACUCGGCUGCUAACCAAAAGGUUGGCAGUUUGAAUCCAGCAACUGCUUCUUGGAAGCCCUAAGGAGCAGUUCUGCUCUGUUCUAUACGGUCGCUAUGAUUGGGAAUUGACUCCAUGGCAACAGGUUUGUUUUUUGAGGGGGUAGGAGAGGGGUGCAGGGCAUUCCAUGCAAAGAGAACAGCCUCAGCAAAGGCAGUUGUUUGAGAAAGAUCGGGAGGUAACACUUACUGGAAGUUUGCUGUGUGCCAGGCAUCGUGCUUGGUGCAUUCACACACACCCCACCCUAGAACUGACAAAUAUUAAUAGUUCAUUACAGCAAUUCAGUAGAGUAUAAAGGGGUAGAAGAAUGACAGGAAAUGGGUUAGUAAGAUGGACUGGGACCCAACUGUAAGAGCCCUGAAUGUCUGGCUCAAAAAUUUGUAUUUUGUUCUGCAAAUGGGAAUUGUUUGUGUGUGUGUGUGUUACAAUAAAGAGCUUUUCAAACUUCCGUCACUGAAACAAGUAAUCAUGGACUCUAAAGCCAUCCCAAUUUGUUUAUGGUGCUUAAUAAUAACUACGUAUAUUUAAGUGUGUUUGUUUUUAUUUUGUUCCCUCUUAGCUUUUCUUCUGCUAUUAAAAUACUGUCCUUUUAAUUGCUCUUUUUAAAUUUAAAUUAAAUUUGACUUAUUUUCUGAGGAAGUGCACGGUUCACAUUGUACAAAAUUCAAAGAGUACACAAGCAAAUUCUGUGGAAAAUUCUCCCCCAGUUACACAGUUCCCGUCCUUGGACACAACCAACAUUAAAUGCUUCUAGGGUAUCCUUUCAGAAAUAUUCUUUGCCAGUAUAAGUGUGAUAGACAUCUCCUAAGAUGGUCCCCAGUGAUCCUGCCUCUGGUAUUCACAUCCUUAUGUACUCCCCUCCCCUUCAAUGUGGCUGGGCUUAUGGACUUGCUUCUGAGGAAUGGAAUCCAGCAGAAAUGAUGGAAUGUCACUUCUGAAAAUAGGGUAUAAAAACAAUCGCAGCUUCCAUUUUGGGCGCUAUCUCUUUCUCUGUCUUGCAUCACUUGCCCGAGGGAAAUCAGUUGCAAUGCUGUGAGGAAGCCCUGUGGAGAGGCUUCUGGGGUGAGAUGGCUGCCAACAACCCGAGUGAGCAGAUUCCACCUCCCCAGCCCAGCUGAGCCUUCAGAUGAGACCAUAGCCCCAGCUGACAGCUAGACUGCAACCUCAUAAGAGAUCUGAGCCAAAGGCAGCCUGCUAAGCUAUGCCCAGAUUCCUGCCCUACAGAAGCUGAGAUGAUGUUUGUUUUUUUUUAUGUUGCUAAAUUUUGGGGUAAUUUGUUUCACAGCAAUAGAUAACUUACAUAACAAGUAAAUACGUUUAUGUAUUUUCUCCCUCAUUUUUAUACAAGUAAUAGAAUACUAUAUACCCAGUUUCAAACCCUGUAUUUUCAAUUUAUUGUAUCUUGAAGAUUGUUGUAUAUGAAUACAUAAAGAGCUUCCUUAGUUUUAUAAAAAUAAUUGCAUAGUUUCUAUUGUUUGGGUAUACCAUAAAUUAUUUAACUUGCCCCCUAUUGAACAUUUAGGUGGUUUCCCCAGGCUUAAUAUUGGUUAGGUUUUUUUGCAACCCUCUCUCUCCUCCCACCCCAAUUCAUUAUGCUU
Loxodonta africana (African savanna elephant) is the source of this 4627-nucleotide messenger RNA. RefSeq names its product AFG2 interacting ribosome maturation factor (gene AIRIM). The coding region runs from base 296 to 988 and encodes 230 amino acids. The record is from RefSeq and is a predicted model, not a curated record. Gene Ontology annotation, cellular component: cytoplasm; nucleus. The transcript is spliced from 4 exons. NCBI's taxonomy places the organism in Eukaryota, Metazoa, Chordata, Mammalia, Proboscidea, Elephantidae.